AUGGCAGAAAAACGAGGCGGGUCAAUCUUCUCUCCACAAUUGCAAGACCACUGGAGUCACCACGACAUGGAUUUUCCCGCGGAAGAAGAGCGCAUGCUCGCUCGGUGGAGGGAGAUUGAUGCCUUUCAACGCCAAGUUGAACUUUCGGCCGGAAAGCCACGCUAUGGCUUCCUGGAUGGCCCUCCGUUCGCUACCGGAACCCCUCACUACGGGCAUCUGCUUGCUUCGACUAUCAAGGAUGUGAUCCCCCGUUAUUGGUCCAUGAAGGGAUUCCAUGUGGAGCGCCGAUUCGGUUGGGAUACGCAUGGUGUGCCCAUCGAAUAUGAGAUCGACAAAAAGUUGGGCAUGUCCGGCCUGCAGGCUGUCCAAGAGAUCGGAAUCGAGAAGUACAACGAGGAGUGCCGGUCGAUUGUCAUGAGAUACGCAACAGAAUGGCGCGAAACUAUCGAGAGAUUGGGUCGUUGGAUUGACUUUGAUAACGACUACAAGACCAUGAACCCGACAUUCAUGGAAUCGGUCUGGUGGGUUUUCAAGGAGCUCUUCGAUAAGGGCCUUGUUUAUCGUGGAUACCGUGUCAUGCCUUACUCUACCGCCUUGAACACCCCGCUCAGCAACUUCGAAGCGCAGCAGAACUACAAGGACGUGCAGGAUCCCGCCGUUGUUGUGACAUUCCCUUUGCUCGAUGAUCCCGAGACCUGCUUACUUGCGUGGACCACGACCCCGUGGACUCUUCCCUCGCACACUGGUUUGUGCGCGCACCCCGACUUUGAGUACGUCAAGAUCUACGAUGAGGCUACAAAGAAAAACUACAUCCUCUUGGAGGCUCUCCUUCGAACAAUCUACAAGGACCCGAAGAAGGCCAAGUUCAAGAUUGUCGACCGUCUCAAGGGUUCUGAUAUGCUCGGAUGGAAGUACGAACCCCUCUUUGAUUACUUCUAUGAAGAGUUCAAGGACUGUGGCUUCAAGGUGGUGAAUGACGAGUAUGUCACUGCCGAGGAUGGUGUUGGUAUUGUCCACCAGGCUCCUGCUUUCGGUGAGGAGGAUUACCAGGUUGCUAUGAACCACGGCGUUAUUUCUGAGACUCGCCUUCCUCCCAACCCCGUUGAUGCACAGGGUUGUUUCACAGCUGAAGUUCGGGACUUCGUUGGUCAGAAUGUUAAGGCCGCUGACAAGGGCAUCAUCAAACUUCUCAAGGGCAACGGCCGUGUCCUCGUUGACAGCCAGAUUACUCACAGCUAUCCAUUCUGUUGGAGAUCUGACACUCCUCUGAUCUACCGUGCUGUGCCAUCCUGGUUUGUGAAGGUCAAGCCUAUCAUUCCUGAUAUUCUUGAUGGCAUCGAGAAGUCCCACUGGGUCCCAUCUAAUGUCAAGGAGCGCAGAUUCGCUAGCUGGAUUCGGAACGCUCAUGACUGGAACAUUUCUCGCAACCGUUUCUGGGGAACACCCUUGCCAUUGUGGGUCAGUGAUGAUUUCUCGGAAGUUGUCGCUAUCGGAAGCAUUGAGCAACUGAAGGAACUGAGCGGUUACGAGGGCGAGCUCACCGACAUCCACCGGGAUAAGGUCGAUCACAUCACCAUCCCUUCAUCUAAGGGCAACGGUGUUUUGAGACGUGUUCCAGAGGUGUUUGAUUGCUGGUUUGAAUCCGGCAGUAUGCCUUUCGCAAGUGUGCACUACCCCUUCGAGGGUAAAGAUGAGUUCGAGGACCGUUUCCCCGCAGACUUCAUCGCCGAGGGUCUUGACCAAACCCGCGGAUGGUUCUACGUACUCAGUGUCAUCGGAGUUCACUUGCGCCAAAAGCUACCAUACAAGAACGUUGUGGUAAAUGGCAUUGUGCUCGCGGAGAAUGGCCUCAAGAUGUCAAAGAGGUUGAAAAAUUACCCCGACCCAUCUUUGAUCAUGAAUUCUUACGGAUCGGACGCUCUACGAUUGUACAUGAUUAACAGCCCGGUUGUUCGUGCCGAGCCUCUCAGAUUCAAAGAAAGCGGUGUCAAGGAGAUUGUCAGCAAAGUGCUUCUCCCAUUGUGGAACAGUUACAAGUUCUUCGAGGGCCAGGUGACCCUCCUGAAAAAGACCUCCAACAUCGACUUCGUCUUCGAUCCUGCAGCGGAGAGCACCAACACAAAUGUUAUGGAUCGCUGGGUACUUGCAAGCUGUCAAUCCCUGCUUCUGUUCAUCAACCAGGAGAUGGCUGCCUACCGCCUGUAUACGGUUGUGCCGCGCCUUCUGGGUUUGAUUGAUAACACAACCAACUGGUAUAUUCGCUUUAACCGCAAGAGACUUAAGGGUGAGAACGGCGUUGAUGACACAUUGCACGCCUUGAAUACUCUCUUCGAGGUUCUCUACACUUUGGUCAGGGGCCUUGCUCCCUUCACUCCGUUCAUCACCGACAACAUCUACCAGCGCCUCCUGCCUCACAUUCCCGAAUCGCUCCGUGCUGAAGACAGCCGUUGCGUACACUUCCUUCCUUUCCCCGAAGUCCGUCAAGAACUCUUUGACGAAGUUGUCGAACGCAGAGUGUCUCGCAUGCAGACCAUCAUCGAACUCGGUCGAGUCUCACGCGAACGCCGGGCUAUUGGUCUGAAGACUCCCCUGAAGACCCUUGUCGUGAUUCACAAUGACCCGCAAUAUCUCGAGGAUGUCAAGUCCCUUGAGCCUUACAUUCUCGAGGAGCUCAACGUCCUGGAGCUUAUUCUUUCGUCUGACGAAGCCAAGUACCAAGUCGAAUACUCAGUGUCUGCUGAUUGGCCGGUGCUAGGAAAGAAGCUGAAGAAGGCCGUCCAAACAGUCAAGAAGGCUUUGCCGUCUCUCACCAGUGAUGAUGUGAAGGGCUAUCUCGCGAACAAGAAGAUUCUGGUUGAUGGCAUUGAGCUCGUUGAGGGUGAUCUUGUUGUAAAGCGAGGAAUCAAGGAAGACGGCAACUCCAAGGGCAUGGAGACCAACACGGACGCUGAUGUGUUGACCAUCCUUGAUGUAAACCUGUACCCGGAGCUGGCUCACCAGGGUCUGGGUCGUGAGAUCAUCAACCGUGUUCAACGCCUUCGCAAGAAGGCUGGUCUGGUUCCAACCGACGAUGUGAAGAUGGAAUACACAGUGAUCUCGGAUCCAGACAACAUUGGCCUUGACGAGGCAUUCAAGUCUCAAGCCCAGGCCUUUGAGAAGGUUCUGCGUCGCCCGGUCGAGAUGAGUGACUUCAGUGGUGAUAAGCUCCCUACUGGAAACGAAGAGGGCACUAUCUCCCAGGAAGAACAGGAGGUGCAAAACGCCACUUUCCUUCUGCGUCUUCUCAAGCUUUAG
Molecule: messenger RNA, 3294 nt
Organism: Penicillium bovifimosum
Lineage: Eukaryota; Fungi; Ascomycota; Eurotiomycetes; Eurotiales; Aspergillaceae
Product: isoleucine--tRNA ligase ILS1
Exons: 8
Coding region: 1-3294 (1097 amino acids)
Biological process (GO): isoleucyl-tRNA aminoacylation
Molecular function (GO): tRNA binding; aminoacyl-tRNA deacylase activity; isoleucine-tRNA ligase activity
Source: RefSeq, a predicted model, not a curated record